Messenger RNA from Carica papaya (papaya), 1892 nucleotides. Its product is annotated as phosphoinositide phospholipase C 2-like. Gene Ontology annotation, cellular component: plasma membrane. Gene Ontology annotation, biological process: phosphatidylinositol-mediated signaling; lipid metabolic process; release of sequestered calcium ion into cytosol. Gene Ontology annotation, molecular function: phosphatidylinositol-4,5-bisphosphate phospholipase C activity. The record is from RefSeq and is a predicted model, not a curated record. Lineage: Eukaryota; Viridiplantae; Streptophyta; Magnoliopsida; Brassicales; Caricaceae.
CACAGGUUCUUGACGGAGGUACAGGGAGAUGAUAAAGUUACCAAGGAAGAUGCACAGGGAAUCAUUAACAGCUCUUCUAUUCUCCACAGAAGAGGGCUCCACCUCGAUGCUUUCUUCAAGUACCUCCUCAGUGAUGCCAAUCUUCCUCUCUCUCCCGUUGGGGUGCACAGGGAUAUGUCUGCUCCAUUGUCUCAUUAUUUCAUAUACACCGGUCAUAAUUCUUAUCUAACUGGGAAUCAACUAAGCAGUGAUUGCAGUGAUGCCCCAAUCAUACAAGCACUUCACAAAGGUGUACGAGUAAUUGAAUUGGAUAUCUGGCCAAAUUCUUCGAAAGAAAAUGUCGAUGUCCUUCAUGGAGGGACAUUUACUUCUCCUGUAGAGCUUAUAAAGUGUUUGAAGUCUAUUAAUAAUCAUGCCUUUGUGGCUUCUGACUAUCCUGUUGUCAUAACUCUAGAAGACCACCUUACACCGGACCUUCAGGCUAAAGUUGCCGAGAUGGUCAAUCAAACAUUUCGGGAGAUCCUGUUUACUCCUGGUUCAGAAUGCUUGAAGGAGUUCCCCUCACCACAAUCUAUGAAAAAACGGGUUAUUAUAUCAACAAAACCACCAAAGGAGUACCUUGAGGCCAAAGAAAUUAAGGAAAAAGAGAAUGGUUCAGACAGAAGUAAGCCUUUAGGUGAUGAAGAAGCUUGGGGUAAAGAAGUUCCAGACCUUGAAGGCAGUAUCAGAGGUGAUAAUAAGAAUGGUGAUGACGAAGAUCAGAGUGAUGAAGAAGAUGACAGUGAUGGAGAUCUAAAGUCACAGCAACUUGUGGCACCACAAUAUAAACAUUUAAUUGCUAUUCAUGCUGGAAAGCCUAAAGGUGGAAUAUCUGAAGCUCUUAAGGUGGAUCCUGAUAAAGUUAGACGUCUUAGCUUAAGCGAGGAACAGCUUGAGAAGGCUGCCAAAACUCAUGGAAAAGAAAUUGUGAGGUUUACUCAGCGGAAUAUACUAAGAGUUUAUCCAAAGGGUAUACGCGUUGACUCAUCAAACUACAACCCGUUAAUUGGCUGGAUGCAUGGAGCUCAAAUGGUUGCAUUUAACAUGCAGGGUCAUGGAAGAUCACUUUGGAUAAUGCAAGGAAUGUUUAGAGCAAACGGAGGUUGUGGGUACGUGGAAAAACCCGAUUUUCUAUUGAAGACAGGUCCAAAUAAUGAGAUCUUUGACCCAAAAGUUCGGUUACCAGUGAAAAAAACUCUAAAGGUAACUGUAUAUAUGGGUGAAGGAUGGUAUCAGGAAUUCCCCCACACUUACUUUGAUCAAUAUUCUCCUCCAGAUUUUUACACAAGGGUCGGCAUUGCUGGAGUUCCAGCAGACACUAUGAUGACCAAAACAAAAACUCUAGAGGAUAAUUGGGUGCCUGCUUGGAAUGAGACAUUCGAGUUUCCACUAACAGUCCCAGAACUGGCUCUGCUUCGAGUCGAGGUCCACGAGUAUGACAUGUCAGAAAAGGAUGAUUUUGGAGGCCAAACAUGCCUACCUGUUUGGGAACUCCGAAAAGGAAUUCGAGCAAUUCCCCUCUAUAACCGGAAAGGAGAGAAGUUCAAACAUGUGAGGCUUCUGAUGCGAUUUGAUUUUGUUUGAUUCUUUCAAGAGUUGAACCAAAUAGUACUCCUGGAUGGAAGAUGUUCAAAUUUGUUGUGCUGCUUUGAGCUUGAUGUUAUGGUGAACUGCUGGUUUGCUGUGUGAUUUUCAUCUUCUCCCAUGUUCUAUUUGUAUGAUGCAUAUAUAAAUAACAUCUGCUCUGUUGCAGUUAUGUACAAGUGUUAUGUAUUUGUCAUGUAAUUUAUGUAAUGAUAUAGAGAAUAUUAUCCUUGUAAUAAAAAACCGGCUCCAGUUUAUACUUGGAUUCA